Molecule: messenger RNA, 367 nt
Organism: Schistosoma turkestanicum
Lineage: Eukaryota; Metazoa; Platyhelminthes; Trematoda; Strigeidida; Schistosomatidae
Source: the annotation of a GenBank genome assembly
CCUAUACCUACUGAACCUUGUAAACAGCGGCAAUAUCAUCUUCACUGCAACUUCCCGUGGAAAUGGGGACGCUUGCUGCUGACGAAAAACAACCGUUUUUGAUCGAGAAAGCAGUUUCAAAUCAUACUAAAAGAGAUACCGAUCCAUGGUACAAGAAGCCAGUUUGGAACACUGACGAGAAAACUAAGCAUAUGAUGGGGCGCACUGUGUGUGGAUGGGUUAAGUUUUGGUUGCAUUACCUCAUCUUGUACAUAUGCUUGCUCACUAUAAUGACUGGAUUGCUGAUAAUAAUAACUCAGCUUAUCAUCAGUAAUGAUCAACCUUACAUAACUGGAAUGGAUAGUCCGCUUGCACUUUCACCAGGUUU